Molecule: messenger RNA, 9480 nt
Organism: Osmerus eperlanus (European smelt)
Lineage: Eukaryota; Metazoa; Chordata; Actinopteri; Osmeriformes; Osmeridae
Gene: sh3pxd2aa
Product: SH3 and PX domains 2Aa
Exons: 11
Coding region: 32-3088 (1018 amino acids)
Biological process (GO): superoxide anion generation
Cellular component (GO): cytoplasm
Molecular function (GO): protein binding; superoxide-generating NADPH oxidase activator activity
Source: RefSeq, a predicted model, not a curated record
GGACUAUGGAUCCAAACGCAAAUCAGUGUGGAUGUAUGGCUUCACCGACAGUCCUAGGAAAGAGGCCUCAGGGCUUGAGAGCUCCGACCCCAUGGUGCUGGAGCAGUACGUGGUGGUGGCCAACUACGAGAGGCAGGAGAACUCGGAGAUCAGCCUGAAGGCCGGGGAGACGGUGGACGUUAUUGAGAAGAGCGAGAGCGGCUGGUGGUUCGUCAGCACAGCCGAGGAGCAGGGCUGGGUUCCAGCUACGUACCUGGACUCUCAGAACGGGACCAGAGAUGACUUGGACCUGGGCACCUCUAGAACUGGGGAAGUUACUAAGAGACGCAAGGCUCACCUGAAGAGACUGGACCGCCGGUGGACCCUGGGGGGCAUAGUCAACCGACAGCAGAGUCGAGAGGAGAAGUACAUUACUGUCCAGCCUUACAGCAGCCAGGGGAAGGACGAGGUCAGCUUUGAGAAAGGGGUCACCGUGGAGGUCAUCCAAAAGAACCUGGAGGGCUGGUGGUACAUCAGACACCUGGGUAAAGAGGGCUGGGCCCCCGCCUCGUACCUGAAGAAGAUGAAGGAGGACUUCUCCCCCAGGAAGAAGACCCUGAGCGGCCCCGUAGAGAUCAUCGGCAACAUCAUGGAGAUCAGCAACCUCCUCCAGAAGAAGUCUGUGAGCGAGAAGGACGUCCAGACGGACGGAGAGUCCACGCCGGAGCGCCACAUCUCCAAGAGCGAGAUCAGCCUGCCCAUGCCCUGCAGCCCCGAGUUCGGGCCCAGCUCAGGCCAGGGGUCGGGCUCAGGGUCUGGGCCCGCUCCCGGUCUCGCUCCUGGGUCCAGUAGCCCCAAUCUGGGGCCUGGUGCGGGCGCCGCCCUGCAAGACAGUAAAGGGAGGGCAGAGCCGGGGUCUCCUGCCGUGGCCCGCGUCGCCCCACACAGGGUGGAGAUAGAUUUUGACGCUAUAGGCUCUCCAAACCUCAGGCAGAAACCUCCUCCAAGAAGAGAAGCCAACCUGGGAUUCCAGUUGCCCAAGCCGCCAGAGCCCCCUACUGUUGAAGCAGAGUACUACACCAUCGCAGAAUUCCAGUCGUGCAUCUCUGAUGGCAUCAGUUUCCGUGGAGGACAAAAAGCAGAUGUCAUAGAGAAAAACUCCGGGGGAUGGUGGUAUGUGCAGAUCGGAGAGACGGAGGGCUGGGCCCCCUGCUCCUACAUCGACAAACGCAAGAAACCCAACCUCAGCCGGCGAACCAGCACGCUCACUCGCCCCAAAGUCCCGCCCCCGGCUCCGCCUGUCAAGAAAGCUGACUCGGACGAGCCUCCCCGUCUGUCCGCCUCCGAAUCUCCCAGCAGGCCUGUGUACGAGGAACCCGAGUAUGACAUUCCCGCCGUGGGCUGCGACGGCGAAUCCGACACGGACUCCCUCAAAGGCGAGCGACCCCUGGAAGUCAAGCGAAACAGUGUCCUCGUCGCGGAAAAGUAUCGCAACUCUGCCCCCGUGUGUAAGGCCUCGCCGGUGUUCUGCCACAGGAGAGCCUCCUUCAGGUCUGUGGAUGAGGAGGCCAAGGAGGAGUGCAUCUACGAGAACGACUGCUUCCGGCCCGGUAGCGGCGACGAAGGAGCUUCCGCCAAAGGCUCCAACCGGCCGAACUCUCCAAGGAGCUACUAUUCCUCCACUGUCCCACGUAGGCCCUCGGGAUCUUCCCCCCUGGCUGGGAAGCCCCACAAACCGCUCACCCCGGAGCUAGGCCGGAGCCAGACCCUGGGACGACGGGUGGAAACCAGCCCCAGGUCCUCGUCAGACGAGUCGGGUAGAGGCCCUGGGAGAGGCCCAGGAUUCAGGAGGGAGGUGGAGCAGAGGAUAGGUCAGAGCCCGUCCACCAAGCCUAAGCCCUCUGUGCGACCCAAACCUCUCCUCACUAAGUCCGAGCCCCAGAGCCCCGAGAGGAUGGACAUCAGCUCCCUCAGACGUCAGCUCAGACCUACCGGUCAGAUUCGACACCUCAAGUCCUCGAGGGGCGAAGACUCGGAAACGGCUUCCGUGAUCUCGUCCGAGGACUCCGGCUCGUCCCGGAGCACCUCGGACCUCUCGUCCGUUUACUCCAAGGGGAGUCGGGGUGAUUCGGACAUGGAGGGGUUCAGCCUUUACCGAACCACGGAUGCCUACAGCAAGGUCCAGGAGUCGGAGCUUAGCUUCCCUGCCGGGGUGGAGGUGGAGGUCAUCGAGAAGCAGGAGAGCGGAUGGUGGUUCGUCCGCUGGGGCGUCGACGAGGGCUGGGUCCCCACCUUCUACCUGGAGCCCCUCCGCCCAGGGGGAGACACGGCCGGGUCCGACGGACACCUCUCGGAGGCGGGCAGCGGGAGCAAGUCCAACAGCCUGGAGAAGAACGAGCAGCGGGUCUUGGCACUCAACAGCAUCAACCUCCAGGGCUUGAACCAGCACCAGGUGGGCAUGAGGAGAAACACUCCCCCCAUCCCCUCCAAGCCUCCCGGGGGCUUCAGCAAACCCUCCAGCAUGGUCAACGGGGCUGUCCGGAUGAGGAAUGGCGUCCACCAGGUCGCAGUGCGCCCCCAGUCUGUCUUCGUGUCCUCACCCCAACCGGUGAGGGACUCCUGCUACAUGACCGGGUCGCUGAGGCGCAACGAGUCCCUGGGCGCCAGCGAUCAAUGCCGAUCCGGCUGUUCCUCCACCACCGUCCGCCGGAACUCCUCCUUCACCACGGUUCGCCCGCACGCGGUCGUCGAAAGCCGGGCGAGGCCUUCGGAGCGUUCCUCCACGGGGUCCUCGGCGGGAAUGGGGUUCAGCUCCGGCGCCGGUGCGGAAACCUUGACCCGGAUGGGCCAGCGGAACGGCAUCCCCGUGUCCACGGUCCGGCCCAAACCCAUCGAGAAGAGCCAGCUGAUCCACAACAACUUGGGAAGGGAGGUGUUUGUGUCCAUCGCUGACUACCGAGGUGAUGACGAGACCAUGAGCUUCUCUGAAGGCACCAGUCUCGAGGUCCUGGAGAGGAACCCAAACGGAUGGUGGUACUGCCAGAUCCAGGACCCCCUGCACGCCCGCAAGGGCUGGGUCCCCUCCAACUACCUAGAGAGGAAAAAAUGAGAACGCCCACCUCGACCUGUGGUGUCAUCUGUACUUUUGCUAUGUUGGUGACAUCUCACUGUAAGGUUCGUCUUAGACUCUCCCAAUAAGCAAUAUGCUCCAAAUAUGUACAUUUCUGAGAGACUUGUGUAAAAAGCGGGUUGUUUUCAUACUCUUCGGUUAUGACAAAAGGAACUUUAGUGCUGGUUUACUAAAAAUGUACACAUGGAAGACUCUAAAAGAUUUUACGCGUGGCGGGAGAGAGACGAGAGACUGAAUAUGGAGUCGACCACCGCAGUGUCAGAAACAUUACAAGGAUGUCGUGUUUUGCGUAGUUUUUAGUAGAUUAAAUGACACCUUCUUUAAGAGGUUUACAUUGGGGGGGAGUGGAGUUUAGCAGGGUUAGGGCUAUGUCUUAUUCCUGCCCGUACAUGACUAUGCCAAACAGGUGCCUUGUGUAAAUGAUCGACUGAAGAGGAGGUUCUGAUGAAGUGGAUGGAACAUCAGUGAAUCUACCAAAGUGUAUUGCAGUGCCAUAAGCCCAUGAGAGCAUGGAUAUACAUGGAAACAAAUUAUUUUUGUAAAUGUAACGAGAAUACCUCCAGGAAAUAGGAGGGUUACUGAGCGAAAAAGGAUCAAUCUGGAGUGCUGUAUUCAAAACCUGAGUCAAACACAGAAGGUGUCGAGCGGUGAAGAGAAACUCAGAUAAAGUCAAAUGAGUGACAUGAGUCACAGUCAAAUUGAAAUAAUUAAUCUUUGAUUCUCUUAUUUUUCAGAUUUCUGUAUGUUUUUUAUGUCUUGUGUGUCUUGUCUUUCUUAGAGAAGUAUUUCUGCUUUCUUGUGUGUGACACCGACAGCCUAGAAUUGGAACAGAGUCGAAGCUUCUUGUUCUGGUAUUCUGCCAUCUGAUGAUGUGCCAUCGGCGGAACACCUGAAGCGGAGUUUCAGAUAAUUGGCUUACAUUUCCUAGUGGACCCCUUUUUUUAGAGUCAAAUGCGAUCUCAAAAAUAUCUUGGAUAACAGCUAAUAGCUGAAAACCUGAAAAAGCUUGAAACAAGUCAAAUAUUGCCUUUAGGAGUGAGAGUAGGAAAAUAUCUUGCCUUGAAUUCUCAAUAACUAACCCACCUCAUGUAUGGGUUUCUACCCGAAUCCAAUUACUAUAGUAGUUUACAAAAUAGUUUUACUAUUGACUUUAUUUAGGUCCAAAUAAUUGACUUUGUAUAUAUUGUUGCAUUAUUACGUAGACUGGUGUUGCUGCUGCUGAAGGGAUGAAGAAAUAAGUACUGGAAAUAAGGUGGAAUAAUUAACAUUUCAACCCAGGGAUUUACAAAUUGCCAUGAACCCAAAAUGUGAUCAAACCAAAGAGGGAUAUCAUUACAUUGGCUAUAUACCAUAGCUUUACACUAUUUAUUUAUGGGUACAAGUAACAGUGUAUUCAACUAAAUAUCUAAAAUACGGUGUCAAAACUGAAGUUAAUAUUUAAUAGUUUUGAAAAUAUCUGGAAGCACUUGAUUUUUUGUCAUUACCCAAAUUUGAGCACAUUGAGGUAGCUGAAUUCACUUCAAAACACAUAUAUUGCUGUGCAGUAUUGAUUUAAAGUAGAAGUUAGACAGAUUUUGGAAAAAGUGUUCAUGUUUACUGAGUUAUGUAUUUUGGUUGGCUAUUCCCUUUCAAAUGUACAUUAGUUCACAUAUUUAGGUGUUGUGGGUUUAUUCGGUUAAGACUGACCAUUACAUCAUAGUCUAAGAUCAUAGUUACUUAAUUUCCCCAAACACAAUUGUAUUAAAUUUACUCCCAAAUUUAGAAGCGUUUCAACUGGCUGGUGUUCAAGACUGCUGAAAUAUGUUUUCUACUAAACAGUGUGAGCUCUCAACUUGGGGUUAAACACUAACUUUUCAUUUAAUUUUCUGCUGAACAGUGUUAUAGUUAAAAACAAAGUAUAGUACCUGCUAGAUCGCAGUUAUCUAUUUAGCCAACCAUUGUUGAAUUUAGUUGUUACUGUGUGAUCACACAUAAACAAUUUGGAGGAACGAAGUAGUUCGGUUUUGUGAAUUAAUGCACUUUAAACAUUUGAAUGGUGCAUUAAUGUAAAGAUGCAGUCAGCAUAUUAUUUAUUCAAAAUAUUUUUUUAUAUUUAUUUUUGCAUUUAAACUCCUGUAGGGGUUGUCAAAUGUACCUCAGUCAUUGCGAAAAUUCCAACCUUUUGAAAACAAGAAUUUCUUCUAGUAACAAGAAUGACUUCUAGUCAUAGUUAGUCACGGCUUAAUUGUUCAAGUAAUCACAGAAUGCUCACUCGAGGGCCACCUGCUUCAGUGCAAUAGUUACAAUGCACUGCUGGACAGUGACUUUACCCACAGUUUUUGAAUGUUUCCAAAUAUAAUUGCAGCUAAUAUAGUACUUUAGUGAUAGUAAGUACAAAUUUCAGGUUUUUUGUAUUUGGCAAUAAUUACUUAUUUUUUUAUCUUCUAAAUUACUUUUUUUCAAUGCUGUGUGCUGCAACUUUAGCAAAUCAUGGACACUUCCUUCAUCUUUACUGUUAUUUACACAAUGCCUGAUAAGGAAUACUGUAUUUAUUUGUUGAAACUUUAUUUUGCCCUCAUGAUUGGCCUAUCCAAUAUUUCAUCACCCUAAGUGCUGUCAUUAUGGUAAAAAAGAAAAUAACUGUAAACUAAAUGUAAAAAAUUGUCAUAGCUUACAGUACUUAAGAUACAUAUUUUAAGAAAUUGCAAUAGUACUUCUUCUAAAUUCAAUGGUACGUCAAGUCCAUACCUCUGUUUUCCCUUCCACUCCCCUCCCCAUUGACGAAGGCAUUAUGUAAAUGUGUUGACUCACUUUAAACUUUUAGCUAUAACACAUAUUUUAAUGCAUAUGGCUUUGUUCAAUUGAAUACGAUUUGCAUAGCUUUGUGGCGCAUGAAAUUACAAGGGAAUUGUAACGUGUCAAGCUAGGCUUUUCCAUAUAAUUUAGCUGUGUAGAAGUGUGUCUUAAAUGUACCAUGUUUCAGUCUUUUCCCGCUUUCGAUAUUUUGGUCACAAGACUGUCAUCCUAUUAUUUAAUUUUUUUCCCUUUUUACUGCCUUUUUAUUUCAGAAAUAUAAUAUUGAGGACAUGUGCAAUAGAAGAUGGGCACCCUGCCACAACCUUAACCAACAGCUGUGUAGGAAUCCCCUCUCAUCCAGCCCUCCCGGCCACCUGAUUGGCCUGUGAUCUGUGAACGGCAUGGCCGAAACCCAAUGACCCGGCCCGUGUUGACCACAUUGACAUCUGGCUCUUUCUUUUGCAUCAACAUGGGCCUCUCUGGUCCCUCUACAUCACGUUUGUGCCUGAACAGAAUUCAAUUCAUUAUUCAGCUUUGGGUGUUUUUUUCUAUCGAGUUUGUCUCCUCCACCUAAGUUGACUCACUUGACAUUUUCCAACACGGUUGUCUAGACGUCGGCCUCUUCCUUCUCCAUUUUCAUGGCGAUAGUGACAUUUUGAAAUCCGUCACAGUUGUUAACUGGAAGAUGUCAACAAGACAACCAGACUAGUACACAGACCAGAAGGACAUGGGUUCUGCCCCCUGGACAUUCUAGUUCAACACAAAUGCUUUCUACGACACUGAACAUAGAACAACCUUCUAAUGUCAUAAACCCCAGUGCAUGGUUUGGCAACAUAGUCUCAUAAAUGGUAUUUUUGAAGGUGCAGUACAUUUGGUUUUAGGUUACAUAUUCCCCUUGGUAGAAGUCCUUAAUCCCAUAUAUGAACAGUGAUGGAGCUUAACAGCUUUGGCAGUUUCGAUACAUUCCACUGUUCUGAUAGCAAAGCCCCACUAUCUAUACAACCCCCCAUCUUUGUACGCUGUACAUACACACACACACACAGUUUCGACAUUGGCUGAGGGCACCGAUGUAUCCUUACCCUAUACACACACACAAAGACACACACACACUGAAGAGAGGAACCCGUGUCUGAGGAAACAGAUAAGGCAUCCGCCGUAUUUGGGAGGUCGACCAAGCGAGACCGCCCCCGCUGGUCUUCCUCCUGCAUCCUAUCCACCCCUCUCCUCUGUGCCCUCUCUCUUUCUACUUCAGCAAAUUGACGGGGGCUUCGAGGCGAAUCGCUCCAUGUGCCUGCUUGUUCCAUGUAGCAACUGGAAAUAGCUGUGGACUUCUCUUCUCCCCCCACCUCCAGCGCUUCAUCUCUCUCUAUUUUACACCUUCACCAGGAUCUGUCUUUCCUCGCCUCAGCCCAAGCUUUAGUUCCCAGUGGUUAAUCACUCCAGGUGGCGGGGAGGGAGGGAUAAAGGAAGAUAGGAAGGGGGGCCAAGCAGAUAAAAGAGUAUUAGUGAAUACGGUUUUGUGUUAGGUAGUACAGUGUGUGUGUGUGUGUUUGAUAGUAUGUGCAACGGAGGCGAUGGAUAGCGUGCAAGUGAAGUCAGGAGAAAGUAAGAUGGAGGUUGAUGAUGAGAAGAGUGUGCAAUAGAGGUAGACGGGGGGAACUGGAGAUGAAUCGGACAGAUACGAGACAGAGCUUGAGAGAGCCGGCCACAUGGAGAUAAAAGAAGAGGGAGCGUGAGAAGAAGAUGGAGAGAGAAAGAGAGGGAAAUACAGAGGGAGAGAUACAGUAAGAAAGAGAAUGAGCAAUAAGUUUCUCUCAGCCACAGUGCACAGACAUGAACUGGAACAGGUUGUAGGACUAGACCUGUAGCUAUUUAGCUGUUCUGUUUAUGCUGGCUACACCAUUAGAAUGUCAAGACAGGCCUCCACGACAGAGAGCUACCACAGCUCUCCCUGCUCUCUCUUCUCUCCCAGCGUCCCACGGCCCGAGCUAAUGAACCCGUCAUGAAUGGCCACAGCUGUGAAAUCUCAUUAGCCAGGCCUCCAUUUUAAUUGCGGUGCAGUCUGAAGCCGGGGGUGUAUUCUCAUUGGUGCACCGAGAGCAAAACUGCUCCCCUGCGAGGGACUUAUCAUCAAACAAAUGAAGAGACGGAUUCUCUCCCUCUCCGGCUCUCUCUCGUGUCUUCUUAAGCGUGUGCUGCGCUCGUCAUAUGCCUGAUUCAUCUCGGCGAUAGCGGGAUAGCUGUGUUUAGAUGGGGUGAGGAACGGAGGGAAAGGGAAAAGAGGUGUGUUUAGAAAGUUGUGGCAAGUGUGUGUGAGCGGGGUCUAGGGAUAGGGUCAUUAUGUAGGUUGUACGAUUUUUUUACUAGCUUGUUUUAUUGUUGUGUUUGCGCUUGAAGCAGGGUCACUGAGGAAAGGCAAGAGAAAGAUGGAAAAGAUGGCCGCCCGGCGAGUGUUAGCCGUUUGGCUAAAGUUUGCGAUACAGUGGGGAGUGCUGACUAUGCUAAGCUAACAAGCACAGCUAGACAAAACUGUCAUGCUGUAUUGAUUAAUUCGACUCAGCGGUGGUGGUUUGGGGUGGGGGUUGGGUAUGUGUUAACAAUGCUAAUGCUAGGCGCUGUCGAGGAAUGGAGGAUGCUGGGUCUUUGUGUAUUUCAAGCUGUGCUGAGGCGUUCUCUCGGUUGGACUUCCUGUUUUUAAUUACCAUCCCCUCUGUCUUUUCAUUCGCCCCACACGAGCAAGUCCAAUCACAUCGCUGCGCUCGUUCACUGCAAUUACCUCCCACCAAUCACAAGCCACUUGUUCCUCACCGUAUUCUAAGAUAAUGUUGAAAUGUUUUAUUAUUUCUAAUAUACCUUAAUCUUUUGUAAUAUGCAUAGGCCAAAAGCCUUCAUAACAUUCAUUUGAUGACAUCAUGGACAACGCUCAUGUCAUUGCAAAUGAAUGGUACUAUAGAGUAGGUGCCAAAUAUUCCUAUUUUUGGGGGAAGAACAUUUCAAGGUCCCUAACUAAAGUUGUGUCCUUGAUACGAUCUGGUCCUCUUACAGUACCCAGACUAGCCCAAUGAUGAUCCACUACCAGCAUACCUUAGUCUACCUGGACCAAAGGAGGUGCUAUAAUAAUAAUAAUAAUAAUAAUUAGUUUUUCCUUUCUUUGCAGAAUGUUUUUCUUUCACGCAACUUUGCGUAAAGGUCUGAGGGAGUCCUUGUUUUCAAAAGAUACAUGCGAGAGAAACAGAGUGAAAAAUUGCAAUGUGGGUGUUACCAGUAGGUGGGAGUUAUGAUUAGAAUGUUACUUACAAAUAUGAGUCAUGUAGUGGCUAAAGCAAUGUUCUUACAAGACUUCACAAAAUUGUCACAAACACUGCAAUUUGUCAGUGUAACAAAACGGCAGUCUGUCAGAUUAAAGCUAAUUACAUUAAAUUAAAACUGGAGGUCAUGGCCAUGUGAGGGUGUUUCUUUUGAAAACAGGGCUUUUCCUUUUUUUAUACCAUUUCAUUUUGAAAUCUUUUUUUUGUAUCUUGUUGAAUCAUGUUUACAUUGUAUCUUGCAUUGCCCUAAAGAUAAAACCUAUUAAAUGUAUUAUCUUAGUUGUUUAA